AUCAGAUUCGGUGGGGCCCGUCUGCUGCGUCUCCCCCACAGUCCCGCCAGCCGACACGGAAUGCCCUCAACGUUACCCUUGGGGCCUUGCAAGCGGCCGACGUUUGGCGCCGAAGCCGAUAUUUUUUUCUCACUCGCCUAGGCGUCAGAAUGCCACCCGAGAUGCUUCGGGACACCGCUCAUCUCACAGUUAGCCCUGCUCCCUGACCCGAGGCCGCAUCUAGGGCGGCAAGGUCAGAGGGGCGAUUUUAGCUAUAUAAGACGGCGACCCUCCCACCUUUUCCUCCAACAAGAAACAUCCCUCACCAGCCUCCAGCCUACCUUCGCUCCUCUCACUGCCUUCCGAGUCCCCAAAGCCAAAAAAAAGACACCAAGACUCCAUCUUCAAGGCCAAGAUACAGCCACCUUCACCCAAAAUGAAGACCUCUUUCGUCCUCGCCACCCUGGCCUCGGCCGUCUCCGUCAUCGCCGUGCCGGGGCUCUCCUGCGGCCACCACCUGGUCAACCUCGCCAGGUACACGCAGACCGACCUCGCCAAGGCCUACUGCGGCCGGGCCGACACCUGCGACGGCAAGGAGUGGAACGUUCUGUUCAGGAUCGAGAGCGGCAAGCCCUCGGUGAGCCUCUACUGCCACCUGGGCUGCUGGGGCGAGCUGGGCAACGCCCAGUGCCAUUAGAGAGCCGCGCCCGCCGGGCACCCCCCUCGUCAAGAAUCUGCAUGAGCUCCGAAAUCACGAAACUCGAUACGCGAUAAAUAAAAAAACAUGGGUGGAAGCGGACAGAACAGCUAGUGGUAAUGUGCUAGGGGUGGAUUCACUUCCGGUCUUUUUUUCUUCUUGUCACUCCUUUUAUCACAAGUGUUUUUCUUUCAAGAAGGCUCGACGGCGCGACGAGGUACGCAUGGGACCCGUGCUGGGAAGGACAGAGAGUAUGGCUUGCAAGUACGCGCUUUGAGGUUUCUUUUACAAUUAUAAACAUCAUUUCCCACCGCCCUGCA
This is a messenger RNA of Gaeumannomyces tritici R3-111a-1, 996 nucleotides long. RefSeq lists its product as hypothetical. The record is from RefSeq and is a predicted model, not a curated record. Bases 416 to 676 code for a protein of 86 amino acids. The transcript has 2 exons. NCBI's taxonomy places the organism in Eukaryota, Fungi, Ascomycota, Sordariomycetes, Magnaporthales, Magnaporthaceae.